Molecule: messenger RNA, 600 nt
Organism: Solanum stenotomum
Lineage: Eukaryota; Viridiplantae; Streptophyta; Magnoliopsida; Solanales; Solanaceae
Product: non-specific lipid-transfer protein 1-like
Exons: 2
Coding region: 59-406 (115 amino acids)
Biological process (GO): lipid transport
Cellular component (GO): membrane
Molecular function (GO): lipid binding
Source: RefSeq, a predicted model, not a curated record
AUUCAUUCCAUAAAAAAAAAUCAUCUCAAUAUAUACAAAUUCAAGAAAUUAAGUAAUCAUGAAGUCUAUUGCAAUACUAGUUCUAGUUGUGCUAGCUGUGGUCCAGCUAGCAAUGGUUGCACGGGGCGCAAUCACUUGUGGCCAAGUGGAUGCUAACUUGGCACCCUGUGUCCCAUUCCUGACACAGGGUGGCGAGCCUGGUGCAGCAUGCUGCAGCGGAGUGAAAACCUUGAAUGGCAACGCUCAGUCCUCUGAUGAUAGAAAGACUGCUUGCAAUUGUGUUAAGGCUGCUGCGAAUCGAUACCCCAACCUUAAAGAUGAUGCUGCUCAAUCUCUCCCUAGCAAGUGCGGCAUAUCCGUCAAUGUCCCUAUCUCCAGGACCGUCAACUGUGACACAAUCAGUUAAAAUCAGCUGGAUGGUUCUGGGAAUAUUCUCUCCUCAAUGUUGUUAUAAUGUAUUAAAUAAACCAAGGGUUGUCAAACCCUUGAACGUUGUAAACAUACUCAAAAUUACUAAGAAUUAAUUUGAGUAUAUAUGUUGUUGUUCAACUAAUGUGUUGUUUUUUUUUAAUAAUAAGAGUUCAAAUGAUCGAUCAAUAC